Molecule: messenger RNA, 259 nt
Organism: Aspergillus versicolor CBS 583.65
Lineage: Eukaryota; Fungi; Ascomycota; Eurotiomycetes; Eurotiales; Aspergillaceae
Exons: 1
Source: RefSeq, a predicted model, not a curated record
GCAUAUUUCAACCUGCUUAUUAACAGAUUGGUAUGGCAAAACAGACAAACUCUACGAAUUAUGGGUAUAAAGGGGUUUAACGAGAUGUGUGGGAUUUUUAUAGCGGGUUUGACUGGAGCAGCCCUGAGCUGUGCGGAGAUCCCUACUGUUUUGUCUGGAAGAUCAACAAGGUUGGGUCUGAGUGACGAGAUGAGAAGAGGUGUUCUGCAUGGCCCGAAAAAAUUAGAAUGGCCUGGACUAAGACUCUCUUUGAAUUAGG